AUGCCGAAAAUCGUCUCCAGGUCUGCGAUUUCUUCUUCCAUUGAUGGUAGGUGCUAUAUCAAGGGUGGUUUAGCAAUAUGUCCAAAUUGCGUUGUUAGCCCUCCAACGGACUCUGCAACAGCGUCGCUUAGGGUGUAUUACUGCCUUUGUGGAGAGUUCAUCCUAGUCAUUGAUAAAUCGCUGAACUCCCUCCCUCGCCGAAAAACUGAUGGAGCAAUUAUUGUUCGUUCACAAGAUGCACCAAAUUCCAAAGCACGCGUGUUCAAACUCAACGUAAAUCUUGCCUCGCAACCAGUGAUGAUCGAACGCACACCAGGACCGAUUAAGUCUGGACCAUUUGUGUACAUCCUUUGGGGCUCUGUGUCACAAGUACAGGGACAGUAUCCUCCUGAAGCAUUUGAAGGGGAGCAGGAAGCUCUAGCAACGGCAACGGCGAAGUCCAAAAGGAAUAAUGCCUCUUAG
Molecule: messenger RNA, 462 nt
Organism: Rhizoctonia solani
Lineage: Eukaryota; Fungi; Basidiomycota; Agaricomycetes; Cantharellales; Ceratobasidiaceae
Exons: 3
Coding region: 1-462 (153 amino acids)
Source: RefSeq, a predicted model, not a curated record